CAACCCAUCACUUUUUCGGCACGAAUCCGUUCGGCCGACCGCCGAACUUGGUGGCGCCGCGUCAACUGACCUUGGAACGACCUGUCAGAGCCGGAGUUUGGGCCGGGGUUGCGAUUUCUGGCCCGGGGGGCCCGCUCGGAGACACUGCGUUUGGGGGAGUCCAUUUUGCUGGCUGGUGCUGCUGCAUGGAAUGAACCGACCCGUGCGCCCCCCUCCGUCCUCCUGCUGGCAAUAGGCAGCAAGCAGCAGCAGAGUGCGAGCGAGCCAUGUUCCUAUCACCUGCUGUCACAGUGGAAAUUUCAGUUCGGGUGCAGCGAUUGCCAGUGUUUUUCAAUUAUUUCACCUGGUCUCACUCCAAUUUCACAUAGAGCUCGAUCAGAUUCCCAGAUGUAAUUUGCGAUGAAACGACGUGCUGACGAGCUUUUAGUAGGAGUGAAGUCAGAGCCCAGCAGCGUCGUUCCGCCAGCAGCAGCUUCCGCCCUCGGCCCUGGCGUCUGCCCACCUGGGGUAAGAGGUCCCUCAGGGCUAGGUGCAGUUCCUCCACCACACACGGUGGUGUUGAGUAGACAGUCGCCAGCCCCCCAGCAAAUUACUCCCCAGCUGCAGCAACACUUGCUCUCAAUUCCCGCCAGCUCCCAGUGUGUGCUCACCACCAACUCAAUCGCAGGCCCACCAGGACCCACUGUAGUCCAAGCUUACAGGACCAGUUCGCCAGUCAUAAGCAAGAGCGACGCCGCGCCACCCACAAUGCCAGGCAGCAUCCAGUUCCCAGUGCAGAAUUACCCCAACCCUGUGCCUUCUGCUGCGCCAAAGGGUUCUGCUGCGGCUGGCGCUCCAGCCCCCGUAGCUGGUAGCUCCGCAGUCAUAUCUCGUAAUCUCGGGGCUAGCCGACCGCCCAACAAAGUUCCGAGGCCCAGUAUGUCGCGCCCCCUUCCUCCCUCUAGAAGUGGCUCAAUCGAUGGGGCUUCUCCUCAGGUUCCAGUCAUGCCUCCAACGCAGCCCAGCAGCAACCUUUCUUCAGCUCAGCAGAGCCAGCAGCAAUUUCAGCGCCUCAAAGUCGAGGAUGCUCUCUCGUACCUGGAUCAGGUCAAGUUCAAAUUCGGCACUCAGCCGCAAGUGUACAACGAUUUUCUGGACAUAAUGAAGGAGUUCAAGUCACAGAGCAUUGACACUCCCGGUGUGAUCGCAAGAGUUUCAAACCUCUUCAAGGGUCACCCUGAGUUGAUAGUUGGUUUCAACACGUUCCUUCCUCCUGGGUACAAAAUAGAAGUGCAAGCAAACGACCAGGGCUAUGCAUUUCAGGUGUCUGUGAGCAUGCCGAGUCCAACAAACACAAACAGCGUGGGCACCAUAACGCAGCACCACACGCUGCCUAUAUCAACGUCGACAACCACCCAGGUGAUUACCACAACCAUCGUGCCAAUCGCCUCCACUACCACGCCGACAUCAGUUGUCACUCAGCAACCAGCAACACCCCCAGCACCAAGUGUUCCAUCUAAGCCUCUCACCGUGGCAAGCAGUGCACCUAUUGGGUUAGCUGCAGUUCACCAUGCCGCCACCUCUCUCCAUGGCUAUUCUACAGGAAUGCCUCCCUCGAGCUCCCCUCACCACCCCCAAAGUGGCUCUCAGCCACCUUCGAUACCACUGAACUCGGCACCUGCUGUAGGAGGUGGACCCUCAUUAUUGGGCCACGCAGGUGCCAUGCUGGCAGAAACUAUGCAGCCAACGCCGCAGAGCCAGCCUGUUGACUUCUCGCAUGCAAUUAACUAUGUUAACAAAAUCAAACAUCGAUUCCAAGGCCAGCCAGACAAGUACAAAAGUUUUCUGGACAUCCUUCAUGCAUAUCAGAAGGAGCAACGCAAUGUAAAGGAGGGCUUAGCCACUCCUGGGAAGCACCUGACCGAGGCUGAAGUAUAUGCCCAAGUGGCAAAGCUGUUUGAAAAUCAAGAAGAUUUGGUUCAAGAAUUUGGCCAAUUCCUACCCGACGCAACAAGUCACCAAGCAGCACUGAUGGGAGCAUUGCAGGGCAGUAAAGGGCUCAGCAAUGACCAUUCAUCAAACAAAAAGCCAUUGGGCUUGAAGCCAAGUUUCAAUAAUGCAAAUGCUGGGCUGUCCAAUCUGAGUAUGGGCUCGAGUGCCAUGAGCGCCAGCAGCAAGUUUGGUCAAGUGAAGAGAUCCUCUCCAUUCUCUUCAUCAGGCCAGCCAAUGAAGAAGGCUAAAGUGUCUGCUUGUCUUCGGGACGUAACUCUAGCUGAGGCAGGAAAACUAGGCAACUUGACCGAUUAUGCCUUUUUUGAUAAGGUCCGGAAGGCACUAAAGAACCCGGAAAUUUAUGAAAAUUUCCUACGUUGCUUGGUUCUGUUUAACCAAGAAAUUGUUUCUGGUACCGAGCUUGUACAACUUGUUACUCCGUUCCUCAGCCGUUUCCCAGAGCUUUUAAAGUGGUUUAAAGAGUUCCUUGGCCACAAUGAAACGAUGGUUGGGAGUUCAACAUACCAGAGCUUGCAUUGCUCCUCUGUUGAUUCCACAAAUAGCUCAAAUCGUCAGGACAGAGCAACAGGAGAACUUGCCAUGGAAAUAGAUUAUUCUACGUGCAAACGCUUGGGCGCUAGCUACUGUGCUCUUCCAAAGAAUUAUGCUCACAGCAAGUGCUCUGGCCGCACUGCUCUCUGCAAGGAAGUCCUCAACGACACAUGGGUAUCUUUCCCAACAUGGUCUUCAGAGGACUCAACCUUUGUUACUUCUCGCAAGACCCAGUUUGAGGAGUCCAUCUACCGUUGUGAAGAUGAGCGCUUUGAGCUGGACGUGGUUCUGGAAACCAACGCAGCAACAAUCAGAGUGUUGGAGGGGGUGUUUAAGAAGAUGACUCGCAUGCAACCUGAUGAAGUGGCAAAGUUCCACCUAGACGAUUGUCUCGGGGGAACAUCAGCCACCAUCCACCAACGCGCCAUCCGCAGGAUUUAUGGAGACAAGGCGCCAGACAUAAUCAUGGGUUUGAAAAAGAAUCCAAGUGCAGCAGUACCUGUCGUGUUGAGGCGGCUCAAAGCCAAGGAGGAGGAGUGGCGUGAGGCGCAAAAAGGCUUCAAUAAAAUUUGGAGAGACCAAAAUGAAAAAUACUAUUUAAAAUCGCUGGACCACCAAGGCAUCAACUUCAAGCAAAAUGAUCUAAAGACCUUGCGCUCCAAGGCCCUUUUCAACGAGAUUGAGACUUUGUACGACGAGAGACAUGAACAGGCUGAAGAUGGCAAUAAUGAGCAAGUCACUGGGCCACACAUGGUGCUUCGCUACAGGGACAAGACUAUUCUUGAUGACGCUGCCAAUUUGCUCAUACACCACGUCAAACGCCAAACUGGCAUCCACAAGGAUGACAAGCAGACAAUCAAGCAGCUGCUGAAGCAAUUCCUUCCCGAUAUAUUCUUCCAUCAUAGGCAAGAGUUAAGUGAUGACGAACGUGAUGAUGAUGCGUCAGAUAAAGAGGAUUCUGAGGGCUCUCCAAGCAACAAGAAGGUCAGGGUCGACAAAAAAGAACCAGAAAAGAAGAACGGCAAUGGAGACAAUGCCAAAAUAGAAGUCAAGGAGAAGCCUAGUACAACAACCAAUAGCUCAGAAGAAGUCAAGGUUAAAGAAGAUUUGGCCACUCCAGCCCAUGCUAUCUCUGCUGAGCCGGAUGAGCAUUACUCACUGUUCAUGACCUGUAACACCUGGUACUGCUUUUUGCGGCUACACCAAAUCUUAUGUGAGCGGCUUACUCGCAUGUAUGAGUGUGCGCAAAAGUUAGUGGCCGAAGAAGCCUUUAAUAAAAGUGACAGGAAGGAGUCUACAGCAAUUGCCUUGAGGCUGAAGCCAAAGAUGGUGCAUAUUACAGGUGACAUUGAUGUGGAAGACUACUAUCCUGCAUUCCUCGACAUGGUUAAGAAUGUCCUUGACGGCAACAUGGACACCAAUGCUUUUGAAGACACCCUGAGAGAGAUGUUUGGCAUCCAUGCCUACAUUGCAUUCACCUUGGACAAGGUCGUUGCAAAUGCUGUGAGACAGCUGCAACAGUUAGUGGUGGAUGACAGUUCUCAGGAGUGUCUUGAUAUGUUCAACGACGAGAAAAAGAAAGGUGCGACGGGUGGUUUGUGUUCUAAGGCAGCUCAGAAUGCAAUUUUGGAAAUGGCAUAUCAAAAAAGAGCAGAACAAGCUCUUUCAGAAGAGAACUGCUAUAAAAUUUACAUAUAUAAGAAAGAUUGUCGGAUGACAAUAGAACUCCUCGAUACCGACGGAGAGGAACAGGAGGCACCAGCGGAAGCAGAAAAACGAGAGGAAUACGCUGACAAAUACGUUGGGGAAAUGGACAGCAUUCCAGAAGAAAUUAAGGAGAGACUGUCUCGAAAGCCAGUCUUCUUGCCAAGAUGUGUAAGAAAUUACAUGGAUAGGAGCAAACAGUUCCAGAACCAGGAGAGAAGCAGCACCGCUGUGAGCACCAGUGGUAACAACUCGCCGUCCAGUUCUAAUGAGCCAAAGGAAGCUGAGGCAAAGAGUGAUGAAGAAAAGAAGAAAGAGGGAGGAAAAGUUCGGGCUGAUUCACCGCAAUCGGGCAGCAUUGAUAGCAACGAAUGCAGAUUUAAUCUCAAUAAUUAUGCAAGGAUAUUUUUUAUGGACAAAGAUGCUCUUCUCGUAAAAAAGAAUGCCCUCCUAAAUGCAAGAGAGGCUCAUCCUAAAGUCACAAAAAAGCUUUUGAAGAAAUUCCGGAGCUGGCAUGAGAAGUGGGCGAGUGCGCAUGUCAGCGAGGACCAGCAGAAGUCUACAAAGGAUUGGCUAAUGGGCCUCGGGGAGAACAUGGUGCAAAACCGGACACGCGUCCUCACAGACAACGAUUUGUCAAAGACACCUUAUAUCCCCUACAAUAGGUACCGAGUGGAGUUGGAGUCUGUGGUCUCUGCCGUACCUGCGGCUGCCCCUGCAACGGCAACAACCACCACUAACGGACCACCACCCUCUCCAUAAAAAGAACUAGUAGUUGUGCUCAAGCAUUUAAAACACUGCACAAGCAGAUCUCCUGUGUAUAGUGUAAUUGUGUGUACAUUUGUAUUUUUAUACCUCAAAUCGUUGAGCAUUUGCAUGCACACCAAAGCAAGGACUUAUUUUGGAAAGAAAAACAUAUUUGGUUUUGUAUCCACAAGAUGCAUGCAAGUUCUCAGGAAACGAGAGGACUUCUCAAAGUAAGAGAUGUAAAUAAGAAAUUAAGAUGGAAAGAAUUGAAAAAAAAUGACAAGCAAUUUUACAAAGAAUUAAAAAUCUUAAAAAUUA
Neocloeon triangulifer is the source of this 5292-nucleotide messenger RNA. RefSeq names its product paired amphipathic helix protein Sin3b (gene Sin3A). The record is from RefSeq and is a predicted model, not a curated record. Gene Ontology annotation, biological process: negative regulation of transcription by RNA polymerase II. Gene Ontology annotation, molecular function: transcription corepressor activity. NCBI's taxonomy places the organism in Eukaryota, Metazoa, Arthropoda, Insecta, Ephemeroptera, Baetidae. Gene Ontology annotation, cellular component: chromatin. The coding region runs from base 400 to 4989 and encodes 1529 amino acids. The transcript is spliced from 17 exons.